Molecule: messenger RNA, 2496 nt
Organism: Aspergillus oryzae RIB40
Lineage: Eukaryota; Fungi; Ascomycota; Eurotiomycetes; Eurotiales; Aspergillaceae
Product: glycosyltransferase
Exons: 5
Coding region: 1-2496 (831 amino acids)
Biological process (GO): carbohydrate metabolic process
Molecular function (GO): UDP-glycosyltransferase activity; hexosyltransferase activity
Source: RefSeq, a predicted model, not a curated record
AUGAUUUCUCUUCAUCAGACCUUCUUGUUCUUGCACAAUGGCUUCCAAACCUCUCCAGCGGUCGAACACGGUACAAGGUACAGUUGUCUAGCAAUUCCAUCGCUACAAUCCACUAACAAGAUAGAUGACGGUCGCAUCGAUGUGGAUCUCGACUCUCCCGCGGCAAGAACCGCUCUCAAGUUCAUCCCCCGGCUCGGUGAAGACGAUAUCAUAAGCCCACCGCCUACCUACUCAAGGCCAGUGGAAUGCGAUAUUAAACUUAACAUUGUCAUUCAUGUCGUGGGGAGCCGAGGUGAUGUUCAACCUUUUAUUGCGCUGGGGAAUGAAUUGCAAAACCAUGGCCAUCGAGUACGGUUAGCGACACACGAUGUGUUUGAUUCCUUCGUUCGAAAGUCGGGUCUGGAGUUCUAUCCGAUAGGCGGCGAUCCUGCCGAACUCAUGGCAUUUAUGGUGAAGAACCCAGGUCUAAUCCCAAACAUGAAGAGUCUGAAGGCAGGGGAAAUCUCACGAAAACGGGUGAUGGUCCGAGAGAUGCUGGAAGGAUGCUGGAAGUCUUGUAUUGAGGAUGAUCCUCGCACAGGGGCCCCGUUCGUGGCCGACGCCAUCAUCGCAAAUCCUCCCAGCUUUGCGCAUGUCCAUUGUGCCCAGGCCCUAGGUGUUCCCCUACACUUGAUGUUCACGAUGCCUUGGAGUUCGACAUCGGAGUAUCCUCACCCGCUGGCUAAUUUGAAAUACUCGGGUAAUAACGCGAGUUUCGCAAAUGCCGUUUCAUAUGGAGUUGUGGAGUGGAUGACCUGGCAAGGGCUCGGCGAUGGCCGAGCCUUGUGCAGACACUUAAAGUACCGUUCACAUAUUGCUGGUCGCCAGCCUUGGUACCCAAGCCGAAGGAUUGGCCGUCUUACAUCGGUAAUUUCCUCCAACCCUUCCUUGUUGUGCCCUACUAAGUGUCUAGAUGUAUGCGGCUUCUUCUUUCGUGAAUUGCCGAUAUAUACCCCUUCGUCUGAGCUAGAUGCAUUCCUCCGAGACGGCCCACCCCCAGUGUAUAUUGGCUUCGGUAGCAUUGUCAUUGAUGAUCCCCCGCGGCUCACUUCGAUUCUCGAAGAGGCCGUCCGAGCGGUCGGAGUUCGUGCGAUUAUCUCACGAGGGUGGAGUAAGCUCGGGGGUUCUUCAUCAAAAGACAUCCUGUAUAUCGGCGACUGCCCUCAUGAGUGGCUCUUCCAAAACGUGUCGGCUGUGGUACAUCACGGCGGUGCGGGGACAACAGCAUGCAGCCUACGCUUCGGAAAGCCCACCGCCAUUGUUCUCUUCUUUGGAGAUCAGCCCUUCUGGGGUAAGAUGAUCGCGGCGUCUGGUGCCGGCCCUGAGCCAAUCCCACAGAAGUCUUUGACGGCUGAAAACCUCGCUGAAGCAAUCCAAUACUGCCUUACUCCUCAAGCAAAGGAGGCCGCUAAAGACAUUUCGAAUAAAAUGCAAUACGAGGCUGGCGUCAAAGCAGCUGUCGAAUCCUUCCAUCGAAAUCUCCCAUUAGACCGCAUGCGCUGCCAGGUUAUUCCCGACCAGCCUGCGUCAUGGAUCUACAAGAAGUCUGCAAAGCCUGUCUUCCUCUCCAAAUUAGCCGCUCAGAUUUUACUAGAUCACUUACGGAUUGAGUCCAAGAAUUUACAGUCACACGAAAUCCGUCCUAUAAUCAUAACCAAUCGCCGAUAUGAUCCGAUCACAAGCACAACCUCAGCAACGAUAGGCUACGGUACAGAUAUGCUAAGAGCCACAUCGGAUAUGUUCCUGAAACCAUACCAAGAGCUGAAGAGUCGAUCCAACACGACAACUCCAGCAGCAACCAACACCGAAGAUCCUCUCUCGAAAGUCGACUCGCAAACCACAACUGCCAGCGGCAAGAACAAGGUAGACUGGGAUGCCACAGGAGCGGCGAUAGGCGCCGGUGCAGCAGGAUUCGGCAAGUUUAUGAAGCACGUUUACAAGGGAGUCAUUGUCGACAUUCCGCUAGCUGCUACGGAAGGCCUCCGAGCCGUGCCUCGUCUAUACGGUGAAGAGGUGGAAGAUUAUGCUGUCCGCGACUGGAAAAGCGGUGCUAUCGCGGGUGGCAAGAAUUUCACUCAAGGGAUGCGGGAAGGCUUCACCGAUAUAUUCACGCAGACUCACAAGGGAGCCAAGGAAGAGGGUGCGGUGGGAAUGGCUAAGGGCUUCCUGAAAGGAACACUUAGUAUUGGUACUAAAGUACCAUCAGGUAGGCUAGUCCUAUCUUUUUUAAAGAAGCUUGCUGACCCUUGGAUAGCUGCCCUCGGUCUCGUGGCUUAUCCAGCUCAUGGAAUAACCAAGAGCCUACACACGGUGAUCAGGUCAAAGACGAGGAAGCAAAUCGUCCAAGCGCGACUUCGAGAGGGCCAAUAUAUCGCGCGAAAGGUUGCAAAGCCUGGAAUCGAUCACGCCUUAGUAAUGCAGACUUUCGAUGCUCUGAAGAAUGCGGAUACAAGUUGA